GCUACUGUAGUUUGGAGUCGCCAAGAGUCAGAACUGAUUAAACCACCGGGACUGAAACAUUUUUUUCUUUAAAUUCAUUCAACAAUUAAGUAAACCUGUGAACACACAGUCUCCUUUUUUUUUUUUUUUUAAAGACAAAACAAGAUGGAACUUAAUUCGCUUUUAAUUCUGCUGGAGGCUGCAGAGUACUUGGAGAGAAGAGACAGAGAGGCAGAGCACGGUUAUGCCUCGGUUUUACCCUACAGUAACGACUUCUCCAGGAAGAAGACAAAAGCAUCGCCAAUUAACAGAAAAAGUCAGAACAAUAGAUCGUCGCACAACGAGCUGGAGAAACACAGACGUGCCAAACUACGGCUGUACUUGGAGCAGCUGAAGAAGCUGGUGCCUUUGGGUCCAGACAGCACUAGACACACCACACUGAGCUUGCUGAAAAGGGCCAAGAUGCUCAUCAAGAAGCUGGAGGAGCAAGACAAAAAGGCUUUAAACACGAAGGAGCAGCUGCAAAGAGAGCACCGCUACCUCAAACGCCGCCUCGAGCAGCUCUCGGUGUCAGGAAGCGUGGAGCGCAUCCGCACCGACAGCAUGGGCUCCACCAUCUCCACCGACUCUGAACAAGAGGUGGAUAUCGAAGGUAUGGAUUUAACGCCUGGCGAGGCAGACAGCGUGGGCAGCAUCAGCGACCCUGAAGUAGAAGAAGAGGAGGAGGAGGAGGAGGAGGAGGAGGAGGAAGAGGAGGACCACUACAGCCUCCAGAGCAGCUCCAGCGACACCAGCUACACGGCCUCACAUUCCCACAGACUGCAGCCACACCACUGUUAGAAUCCCAUGGCCAGAUGAACCCGCUUCUUCACUCGCCCCCACCCGGACCACCGCCGUAGCCACCGUGACUGUUUGCAGUCUCCAGCGCCGCCCACUUCCUACAUCGGAGCAGUCCACCAAGGCGGUGCCCCAGAACACCGUUUUGCUGAAACGCCACUCAAGCCUUUCAUACAUCCCUUCCUUAUUCCACUGACCCUACCUCACCCUGUUGUAUCCUGUCCGAACACGCCCCUUCUGUCACGCCCUGCCCCGCCCACAAAUCCAACCUUCCCCCUUAAGCCGGCGUAGCUGCAGGCUCUGGGAGAGCAGUGGGGGACUUCUGUGGUGAGAUGGAUAGCUUUAUCUUGUUAAUCAGGACCUGAGAGUGUGUGUGUGUGUGUGUGUGUGUUUGUGUGUAAAAAAAAAAAAUGUCACCCAGUUCCCGACAGGUUUAAAAACAGCAUAACAAAAUCUGCAUGUCUGGUCCAUUAGGCAAUAACACGCAGACUAGGCUAGAAAAUAUGCAAAUCACCCGUGUUUGCUUCUGUCGUAGACAACUUCAAGACCUCAAAGUACAAGCCGACUUGAGGCAAUAAGUCACACCGGCGUGAGAAGAUCAAUACUGUUCCCACGCUGGAACCGGGAAAUGUUUCGCUCUGAAUCAGAGAGAAGGGGAACCAGUUAGCCUGGUUCUGCCAAAGAUAACAUAAAACACGAGCGUCUUCAAAUAUAUCCUUAAGAAAUUGUAUUUUUCUUAUUCACGGCGGAAGUUAUAACAGAAACAAUGAAUUUAUUGCCUCUUAUUAUAGUAUUCAUGUUCAGGUUGAGAAAGCUAGCUUAACUAAGCUGAAACACGGCUAUGUUCACACUGCAGGUCAAUUCCGAUUUUUUUGCCCACAUGUGACAUUUUCAGUACAAUUCAGAUGUUUUCAAAUCCGACUUAGACCUUAACAUGAAUGCGCGAGGCCACUCGUGUAACAUCAUUGUUUUGUCAGUUCACGGACGCAUUCCGUUCACAUUAGACAUUCAUAGAAGUCGCAUAUUUUUCAACUUCAUAAAAACAUCGGAUUCGACCAAAAAAAACUGAAUUGUGCUUAACAUCCUGUAAUGUGAAUGCUAAAGUUAGCUUCAUCGAGCUAGGCUAAGCGAAAGCUAAAGUAAUUUUCCACACGGCUAUGUUCACACUGCAGAUCAAUUCAGAGUUUUUUUUGCCUGUAUCGGAUUUUUUUAAUGUCAAUUACCACAGUUCUAUACAUAUUUUUUUCAAACCCGACGUACGCCACAACGCGAAUCGGUUCCGUGUUUACUUCGGUAUACACAGUGCUUCGCAUGUGACGACGUGUUUUGUGCCUCGCUCGUCAGUUCACAGACGCAUUCCGUUCACAUUAGACAUUCAUAGAAGUCGCAUAUUUUUCAACUUCAUAAAAAGAUCGGAUUCAACAAAAAUAACUGAAUUGUGCUUAAUGUCCUGUGGUGCGAAUGCUAAAGUUAGCUUCAUCAAGCUAAGUAAUUUUCCACACGGCUAUGUUCACACUGCAGAUCAAUUCCAAGUUUUUUUUGCCUGUAUCUGAUUUUUUUUAGUGUCAGUUAGAACAGUUCUAUUCAUAUUUUUUCAAACCCGACGUACGCCACAACGCGAAUCGGUUCCGUGUUUACUUCGGUAAACACAGUGCUUCGCAUGUGACGACGUGUUUUGUGCCUCGCUCGUCAGUUCACGGACGCAUUCCGUUCACAUUAGACAUUCAUAGAAGUCGCAUAUUUUUCAACUUCAUAAAAAGAUCGGAUUCAACAAAAAUAACUGAAUUGUGCUUAAUAUCCUGUGGUGUGAAUGCUAAAGUUAGCUUCAUCAAGCUAAGUAUUUUUCCACAUGGCUAUGUUCUCACUGCAGAUCAAUUCCGAGUUUUUUCAGAUUUUUUAAAUGUCAAUUAGAACAGUCCUAUUCAGAUUUUUUCAAAUCCGAUGUACGCCACAACACAAAUCGGUGCCGUUUUUACUUCGUGACGACGUGUUUUGUGCCUCGCUCAUCAGUUCACGGAUGCAGUCCGCUCGCAUUAGCCAUACAUGGAAGUCGCAUAUUUUUGGGGGUAAUGUGAAGGCCACAAGAAAAGAUCGGAUUUAACCAAAAAUUAUGAUUGGGCAUUAUAACCCGCAGUGUUAUAAAAAUGUGUUAUUUUUAUACAUAUAAGUUUCAUAUUUUUGUUGGUAUUGUAAACGGCUACGUAAAAAGAUCGGAUUCGACACAAAAUUCGAAUUGGGCAUCAUGCUCUUCUGUGUGAACGUAGCCUAAAAUAGGGUAAUCCUCUCUUUUCCUAUAUUCACACUGCAGGUUAAUUACGAUGUGAACUGUAUCUGGUUUCAGUAAUCUCCAUUUAUUUUAUUUUUUUAUGUGAACAAUUACAUAAAAAGAUCUGAUUUCAUAAAAACUUUGAAUUGGGCAGUGUGAUCUAGCCUUAGAUAGGUUAAUGCUCUCAUUUGCUAUGUUUACGUUGCUGUUCAAUUCCGAUGUACAGUAUCUGAUUUCCGUAAUCUCCAUAUUUUUUUGGUAAUGUAAAAGACUACAUGAAAAGAUCGGAUUUUAACGAAAAAAUCCGAAUUGGACAUAAGUGUGAAUGUUUAUAUAUUGUAUAUACGUAAGUGAAUAGUACUCCACGUCAAAAAUCAUCAACGGCAUCUAUUUUUAUAUCCCAACAAAGCCAAUGUUCUGGCUGACAACAGGCCAAACGAGUGAGAGAGCUGCAGCAGAGAAGACUGUCCGUAGAUUUUUAUUCGGAUGAUUGCCUCGCCACUACUCCACACUACUGACCACUACACGAGAACACGCUAUAUUGCGGACGGACUACUACGGCAAAGUAAAAGACAAACUUUUGAACUCUAUUCCUCAGUAGCGAAGCGAUGUAGCAAAACACACAGGAGGACGGGGGCUUCCUCCGAGUGUUUCGAUGGUUCUGGAUACCCCCUUUUUUCUCCAAAAAAAAAAAAAAAAGCAAACAUGGGUACAAAAUGUGUCCAGAAUUGGCAUUUAUUCUGCUGCAGCCCUGUCCAUGUGUUCACCCUGAGUGUGUGACAUAACCUGAUUAACAAAUCAAAGCUGAGGGUGUCCAACUUUUAAAAAUCUCUCUGGUAGCAAAACUAAUCAUGUUCACCUGCAGACCGAUCACGAUCUUGUGUCCGUGGUCCGCCUCGCUUUCUAUGACCUUCCUUUUAAGGUUACGGACGAUAGUCACUAUUGACGGAGGAGGCGCUUCUGUCGCUUUCUUUUCUAUCUUCGCAAGCUUUCUGCAGCAACACUUUGCAAAAAAAAAAGGCGCCGCUUCGUCACGUCGGGCCUUACCAAAAAAAAGACUCAAAAGAUAUCAAACAUACAAAAAGAAGCUCUAAUCGCCAGUGUCGUCUAUUUCUCGCAUUACAUUUUGUAUUCUGUUUUCUUACAUGUUGUCUUUUAAAGACAAAAAAGUGAGUGUAUAUAUGUUGUUGUGUGUACAUACAUACUUAUUUUGUGUCUGUAUAUACAAUAUAUAUAUAUGUAUAUAUAUAAAUAUAUGUGUGUGUGUGUAUAUACACUUAUAUAUAUGUGUAUAAAUAUAUAUAUAUAAA
Messenger RNA from Entelurus aequoreus (snake pipefish), 4392 nucleotides. RefSeq names its product MAX dimerization protein 4 (gene mxd4). NCBI's taxonomy places the organism in Eukaryota, Metazoa, Chordata, Actinopteri, Syngnathiformes, Syngnathidae. Gene Ontology annotation, biological process: regulation of transcription by RNA polymerase II. Bases 145 to 819 code for a protein of 224 amino acids. The record is from RefSeq and is a predicted model, not a curated record. Gene Ontology annotation, molecular function: DNA-binding transcription factor activity, RNA polymerase II-specific; RNA polymerase II cis-regulatory region sequence-specific DNA binding; protein dimerization activity. The transcript is spliced from 6 exons.